GAAAAAAUAUACCUCUAAAAAGCCUAAUUCUACACCUAUGCAAAGUGCUAGAGAAAUCCAGGUGUUUUGAAACCUGUGUGUUUUAGUCUAUAGACAACAAAAAUUACUCUGCACUUUCUGUUUCCCCAUAAUUGUGUUGCUAGUUAUUAUAAAUGUUGGGGAGGAAAAUUAGAUACAAAUUGAAACAUACAUUUGCUGUUGGGAGAUUAAUUAUCUGACCAAUCUCGUUCUGUUCAUUUCAUUUUGUACAAUAAGGAGGAAAAGAAUAUCUAAGGCUCUGAAGGCAAAUGGACGAGGACAGAGAAGGUGGGGUUUCUACUGUUAAAAAGUAGGAGAUAAUGAUUUACUUGGUAAGUUAAACUUGAAAACAGAGCAGCAGUCCUUUACUGCAGGAAUUUCUUGAUGCAUCCAGUAGAUGGCAUAAAUAAUCUAACAAGAGGCUGAAGCACCAUUCAAAAUCAGCAAGAGAAUAGAAGGGAAUGAUGUAGGGUGAGGGAGGAGUGGGGAGGGCUGACCGGAGGGAUAGGAAUGGGAGGGAGGGGGAGAUGCUUGGUGUGUGAAUGGAGUGAGGACAGAAGGAUUUGGCAGUAGCAGUUUUGGGGCUUGGUAUCUGUGGCACUGCCAGAAGUAUUGCUAUCAGUGAUUUGGGCUUAUCAUUAUUUAUGAUACCUGUUGUGUGCUGACAAUCUGUCUGCCUCAGGACCAGCUUGUUCUCUGGCCUUCAGGAUGUCCUGACUGGUCACUUUCCUGGGACUCAGGAGUUGUCUCCUCCUGGGUUUCAGACCAUGAAUGCUGACAGUGAUACUGCACUGAACCGGAGCCUGCUCUUUACACCUUGGCUGAGAGAACCACGGUAUUGUCCCUCAAGCAAAAGAAACAGAACCAUAAUUGUGGAACAAAACACAUACCCCAUGGCAUGGAGCUGAGAGGUGCCCCAGGACUGGGCAGACAAAGAAAGUGACAGUUCCACAGGAAAAGCUGCCUGCAUAAGGCUUUAAAAACUGUCUCAUCUUUACUACACACUUUUUUCAGGAUACAGUCAAGGACAUGGGACAAGGGUGUCUGGUGUAAGUGGAGCAUAAAACUUGGACCCCGAGUAUGGGGCCUCUGGUCCCACUGCUUCUGGGGGCCCUGAUUUGGGUCUGUGUAUGGACGGAUGACCCCAGUAAAGUGAUAUCAGAUCGAUAUGCAGUAUAUUGGAACAAGAGUAACCCCAGGUUCCAUCAUGGUGACUACACUGUGGAUGUGAGUAUCAAUGAUUAUCUGGACAUUUACUGCCCCCACUAUGAAGUUCCUUUCCCAGCAGACAGGAUGGAGCGUUACAUACUUUAUAUGGUCAAUUUUGAUGGACAUGCCUCCUGUGACCACCGUCAAAAGGGAUUCAAGCGAUGGGAGUGCAACCGGCCUGAGUCCCCAAAUGGACCAUUGAAGUUUUCAGAGAAAUUUCAGCUGUUUACACCUUUCUCUCUGGGGUUUGAGUUUCGUCCUGGCCAUGAGUAUUAUUAUAUCUCAUCAACUCCUCCAAACAUGGUGGAUAGACCCUGCCUCAGGCUUAAAGUUUACGUACGUCCAACAAAUGAUUCUCUCUAUGAGUCUCCAGAGCCUAUCUUCACCAGCAAUAAUUCGGGCCUAAACCUCAGGGUUCCUCACCCCAGCCUUGGAUUUCUCCUGUUUUGGACUAUCAUUGUCUUGUAGCUGUUGGGUCACAUAUGACCACGAUAUCAACCUAGACUAGAAGGGAAAAGAAGAUGCAAUGAAGAGACUCCCUUUGAAGAUAUUAAUUCAGUGCAAGAGGACUCAGAUUAUGAACAUCUAAUCCUGUACAGGAUGAUCAAUCUGCAUUUCUGCUACCAUUGAUGUAAGAGCAAGCACGAUGGUUAAAUUAAGGCCCCUGGUUCAAGUGGGGUGUGCUGGAAUUUAGAAAAUUCCAGCAACUGGCUUUUUACAUUUUUCCAGAUACCAAAUGUAUAGUCUUUUUAUUUUGUAUUUUUAUUGCUUUUCCCGCACUUGACCCAGUAGAACAAGAUAAUUGUAACGUUUUUUUUUCUUACAGCCUAUAAAAUGCGUUCCAGCUUUUUCCAUUUACACGUGACACUUUUAUCCUUUCUGUAAUAUUACUUUACACUUUCCCCUGCAAAAUGCUUUGCACUCCUGUGGAAUGGGAUGUGGCGCUGGGAUUAACAGAUAGAGAAAACAAGAUCAGUAUUUUUAUAUAUGAUCCUCUGUGAGCAAUUUUGAGUCCAUUGUUUUGGACAGUUGGUCAGCAAAAUCAGGCAUUUAAAGAUCUGAAAUAUAUUUUCCCUUGUAGCAUUUCAUUUGUCAUCUUGGUCUACUACUGCUAAAUAAUUAAUAACUAUCACUACAGUGUAUCAAUUUAUUAAGCUCUUAAUCAAUGAAACAUACCAUGUAAAGAAUAUUGAUUCCAAGUUCAGAUUCUCUUUUUUUUCUCCCUACAAAGUAUUCGUUCUUAGGAUCCUGUACAAAUUUCCUGAGAUAUUGACAAGAGUAUAGUCAUUUAGAAUGCAAAAGGCGUUUUUAUAUUCACUAUAGGUAUUCUGAGCAAAGAGGAAGCAUACAUUUCUGGAAUGCUGUAAUGGUCCAUUGUAACAGAGGUUGUUCUGCAUAUUAUUAAUUCAUUCUCUGUCAGAUGGGUGUGGGAAUAUAUGAACUGGAAAGUUCAGAAAUGCAGUCUGUGAGCCAUUAUACCUGAUUUUUGUUUUUUAUUAAAAAACAAAAAAAAUACAUGAAACAAUAUUUUUUUCUUGUUCUUUUAGAUUUCAAUAAGACUCUAAUAUGCUGGAUAACUUGUGGGCGUCUAGAAGAAACAGAAUGCAUUAGUGCCAAUUUCAUAGAUGUUCCAAAAAAAAAAAAAAAAAUCCUCCAAAGGUGCUGCAAAAAUAUGAAAGUAACUGCCUAUGAAUGUAUUAAAUAAAAAGGCAAAUGUGUCAUAGGCCUCUGUACUUGUACUCAUUGUUUACCAGUUUUGCUCAUCAGUAACUGUGACUGUCAGCUCAGUGUCAUUUCUGGUGCCUCUCCUUUGGGGCUGGUUUCACUCAUUCAAUCAAUCAUUUCUGACUUGCACUUCAGCUCUCUAUGCUGCAUUGACCACUUGAGUCUAUGAAUCAAUCACAAUCUGAACCAGAGAUAGUGAUCUAGUAUGCUUCAGACUGUUGCUGAAGUACACUUCCCAGCAACCCCAGAGAACCAAAAUCUGUAGGAAGGGUUUCUGGGUACUGAAGUCCAACAACAGCUGGAGGUUUACAGGUGGGUAAUCCUUGAUCUCCACUAUUUACCAGAGCUCCAGUGGCCAAUACAGACUGGCAGUUUGCCUGUUAUAAUCUACUUAUGUGGUUCUCGUCUCUCACUGCUGAUUAUCUGCCUGCAAUAGGGGCAAGUCCCAGACAUUUCAUCCAUGUGUGUAAAUAGAGCCAGCAGAUAAACUGUGAUUUUCUAUGUAUUGCAGACAAUGAAUUUUAUGGAAGUUGUAUGAUUUAUAGACUAGGAAGCAAAAUCUUGCAAUAAAAUACAUUUUAUCCAU
Xenopus laevis (African clawed frog) is the source of this 3538-nucleotide messenger RNA. RefSeq names its product ephrin A2 S homeolog (gene efna2.S). NCBI's taxonomy places the organism in Eukaryota, Metazoa, Chordata, Amphibia, Anura, Pipidae. The record is from RefSeq and is a predicted model, not a curated record. The transcript is spliced from 4 exons. Bases 1099 to 1695 code for a protein of 198 amino acids.